AUGCAACGGAACGCCACACCCUGCCGAGCACCAUGCCGGCAAGGAAUGGGGUGCAGUGCCAAAGACCGCCAACCACCAUGGUUGUCGGCCGCAGCCAAGCAACAGACGCACGACACACGCACCACACGCGCCGCCGCGGCCGCCGGAGACCAGAUUGACCAAACCCGCACCUUGAAUCAGCUCCUCCGAGUCGCCACGGGCCCUGAGCCGCGCCGACAACGCAACCCAGGCCUCUCCGCACCCGUAGCGAGCUCCACACCAGAACGGCAGGAGCACCACCCUGGCACCCACGCGACGCCAGAUCCGUGCGGCACCCGCAGCCACAGCGCCCCUCAUGGCCGAAUCGCGGCCCGCGCCAAGCCUGCGCGCUCGCACGCCUCGCCACCCCUUCAGCCGUUGGGACCCCUGCCCGCACAGCCUCGCCGCACGGACGCCGCCGUGCACGCCCACUCGCGCCAGAUCCACGCCUCACCGCCCUCCUGCAAGCGCGCUGCCUGCAGCCGCCGCGAGCCCGCCCUUGUGCCGCCCUCCUCCGCGCCUGCAAGCACCAGAACCAUGCCCGCGCGGAGCGCCUGCUCGCCAGAUCCUCCGGCGAGACCCCCCGAGAGAUGCCCCGCCGCCACCUUCCCUGGAGCCUGCCCGGGCUUCGCCGAAGAGCUCCUCAGGCGGCGACGAGGUUAG
Messenger RNA from Triticum turgidum subsp. durum (durum wheat), 681 nucleotides. The record is from the annotation of a GenBank genome assembly. NCBI's taxonomy places the organism in Eukaryota, Viridiplantae, Streptophyta, Magnoliopsida, Poales, Poaceae.